Molecule: messenger RNA, 3964 nt
Organism: Megalobrama amblycephala (Wuchang bream)
Lineage: Eukaryota; Metazoa; Chordata; Actinopteri; Cypriniformes; Xenocyprididae
Gene: xylt1
Product: xylosyltransferase I
Biological process (GO): chondroitin sulfate proteoglycan biosynthetic process; heparan sulfate proteoglycan biosynthetic process
Cellular component (GO): membrane
Molecular function (GO): protein xylosyltransferase activity
Source: RefSeq, a predicted model, not a curated record
AUAAACAUAAAUUAUACAGUACAAUCUUAGCUGGUGACAAGGUAUUGCAGAACAUAAAAGAGUACUUAAACAGGAAAGCAAAACAUAGAUAGUACAAACAUACUGAAAUAGACAAACAGUUCAAAAAGGAUCCACAGGAAUAAAUGUAUAAAUUCACUUUCUAAUAAACACCUUGUAGUAUCAUGACCUUGCCUUAAGCGCAUGGCUGGUAAUGAACUGUCAACCCUUUUCCCGUCAAACCUGUUGCUUUGGCAACAGCUAAAUCUCAAAAUAUAUUAAAAUAUAUAAAUUAUCUCACACAACAAUUUAGUCACUGUCUGAUAAAAUGUUUUGAUAAGCACUGGAAAAGGCGCCCAUUUCAUGAAAUGCCCCUCGUGUACUUCACAUGUGUCACCGCAAGGGGGCGCAGACCAUAUUUCAUCCGCGCUCUCUCUCUCCUCCAGCGGAGCCCUUGCCAACCGCCCCCUCUCUCCCUCUCCACGCUCCUUUCGCGACGCUGAGCCACAAAGCGGACUGUCGGCGCACGGCAGUGGCACCUCGCCGCUUCAGGGUGAAGAUGUUCGGCAGUCUGUGCGCCCGUAAGCUGGCUCGCCGAUCGCGGUCAGCGUUAAUAGCCGCGCUGACAGUGCUGCUGGUCCAAACGCUCAUCGUGUGGAACUUCAGCAGUCUGGACACGGGAGAAGACCGAAAAGACAACGGUAGAGAGAAGAGGGACCGAAUCGGCAUCAACAAAGCCUACAGCGAGUACCCGAAGAGCGGCUACCAGAAGAGGCAUCACCAGCCGCCGCUUGGGAAAGCGUCCAUUCGACAUAAACAGCAGCCGGACGGCUACUACUCGCACCGGCCCAAGGAGAAAGUCCGCGUGGACAGCAACAAUGAGAACUCCGUUCCCAAAGACUUUGAGAACAUAGACAACAGUAAUUUCGGGGCACGUUCACAGACACAGAGACAUGCGCCCGGCAAGCACAAACAAGGUCUUCUGGAGAAGGCGCAUGCGCAGCAAAGCUUGAGCAAGAACUCUAAUGAGGUCAUUCAGUAUGCACAGAACAAAGGUGGCUACAAUCAGACGCGCACCGAGCUUCACCGGAAGGCCAAUCCCACCCUUCAUCCACAGCAAACCCAGCAGCACCGGCACCACCUCCAGCAGGCCAAGCGAUCUGCCACACCCACUGCAGACAUCAAAUACGACCAGCCGCCCAAAUGCGAGAUCAGCGGCAAAGAGGCGAUCUCCGCCCUCUCUCGCGCCAAGACCAAGGAGUGCCGGCAGCAGAUCGUGGAGGUUUACUGCCGCCACAAAGAACGCCAGCUCAUGCCUGAGAAAGUCACCCGUUAUUGCCCAGUAGAGGGCAAAGUAAAUGUGAAUGUGCAUUGGGAGGAGGACUCAAUGGAGACUGUGCCUGCUGUACCGGUGCGGAUAGCCUUCGUGUUGGUGGUCCAUGGACGGGCCUCUCGUCAGGUGCAGCGUCUCUUCAAGGCCAUAUACCACACGUCUCAUUUCUACUACAUUCAUGUGGACCAGCGAUCUAACUACCUGCACAGGCAGAUGGUGGCUCUGGCUCACCAGUAUCCCAACGUCCGGGUCACACCGUGGCGCAUGUCUACGAUAUGGGGCGGUGCCAGCUUGCUCACCAUGUAUCUGAAGAGCAUGAGGGACCUGCUGGCCAUGCGAGAUUGGUCCUGGGAUUUCUUCAUCAACCUGAGUGCUGCUGAUUACCCAAUCAGGACCAAUGAUCAGCUGGUGGCCUUCCUGUCCAAAUACAGAGAUAUGAAUUUCAUCAAGUCUCACGGGAGAGAUAACGCUCGAUUCAUCAGAAAACAAGGUUUGGACCGGCUUUUCUUUGAGUGCGACACCCAUAUGUGGCGGCUUGGAGACAGGAAAAUUCCAGAAGGCAUAUCCGUAGAUGGAGGCUCUGACUGGUUUCUGCUCAACCGAAUGUUUGUGGAGUACGUCAUCAACUCUCAAGACGACCUUGUGACCAACAUGAAGCGUUUCUAUGCGUACACGCUACUACCUGCGGAGUCGUUCUUCCACACAGUUCUGGAGAACAGUCCGCACUGCGAGAGCAUGGUGGACAACAACCUUCGCAUCACUAACUGGAAUCGAAAGCUGGGCUGCAAGUGUCAGUACAAGCACAUCGUCGACUGGUGCGGCUGCUCACCAAAUGAUUUCAAGCCCUCCGACCUGCCCCGUUUCCAGCAAACCACCAGGCCAACAUUCUUUGCAAGGAAGUUUGAAGCCAGCGUAAAUCAAGAGAUAGUGAACCAGCUGGACGUCUUUCUGUUCGGGAGUAUGCCGCAGGGCACGCCGGGUCUCAAGGCCUACUGGGAGAAUGUUUUUGAUGAAGAGGAUGGUAUUCACAGCCUGUCCGACGCACAUCUCACUUACUAUCAUGCCUUCGCCCGAUUGGGUCUGGCGCGAACUGCCAACUCAUUACAGGGUGACCUCAACGACAACAGCUGCAGGUAUUAUGCCAUGGGACAUCCCGUGUCUGUCCACAUCUACUUCCUGUCUGAUGAGUUCCAGGGAUACCUGGUCAGGCAUCACGCCACCAACUUGGCAACCAGCAAACUGGAAACCCUGGAGACCUGGGUCAUGCCCAAACAGUUCUUCGAAUUCACCAAUCCACCCAAUACCUUCAACCGACUGCAGUUUGCAGAGAUUGGAACAGACUGGGAUGCUAAGGAAAGGAUAUUUCGGAACUUUGGGAAUCUGAUGGGACCCAUGGACGAGCCUGUGGGAAUGCAGAAAUGGGGAAAAGGGUCAAAUGUGACUGUGACUGUGGUGUGGAUUGAUCCCACCAAUGUCAUCGCUGCCACCUACGAUAUCCUGAUUGACGCCAGUGCUGAAUUCACACACUACAGGCCUCCGCUGAACCGGCCCCUGCGGCCUGGCAUGUGGACCGUACGUGUGCUGCAUCACUGGACCCCUGUGGCAGAGACACGCUUUCUCAACCCCCUUACCCACCACAAACACCUACCUAUACGCCAAGAGGAUGCUUUAAAAACGCACAACGGGCCGGCCAAGAACAGCUAUAUGGAGCAGAGUUUCCAUGGUCUGAACCCUAUCCUCAACAUCCCGGUCCACCUGGGUCAGGUAGAGGCAGCCGAGCACAACGCAGAGCUUACGGGGUCUGAGCUGGAGCGCUGGGUGGACAGUCUGCUGGGCAAAGUGUGGUCAGCUGUGGACGUGUGUUCAACAGGCCCCAGUGGCUGUCCAGUCAUGCAGACUUGCAGGGAAACGGUGUGGAGCUCUCUCAGCCCGGACCCAAAGUCCCAGCUGGGCCCACCCAAAACCAACGGACGAAUUAGGUAGCAGCGUUCACUGCCCUGAAGACUCGCCUUCUUUCAUUUCUAAGGUCAUUUUGUUUUCUUUAUUUAUUUUCCAGCGUCGCUCGUGUGAAUAUGAGCAGAACGGACCUCUCUCAAACGCAAGACACACAAGGCCACGAAAGUGUACGCUGCAAAGUUUUUGAAUAUUAUUUUAAAAAUGUGCGGCCUCUGGCUGUCUCAAACUCUGAGUGCUCUAGUGAUGUGAGUGUUGUCAGGCUUCCUAUAUUUUAUUUAUUUCAAUUACUGUGAUUGAAUCUUUGUCAACUGGACACAGCAGGUGAUGCCUUUGUGUAGGUGUUACGGCUGAACGCUGGGAUUGGGAUAUUAAGCACAGAAAGGACCUUAACACUGGUUGAAAGACCAAAAGGGAUGUUUGUAAUAUAGUAAGCCUAUAUAUUUCAAAUCAAACACACUCGCACCUACCGUGAAGGAUGGAAUGUGUUUUUCAACCUAUACCUUAUUAAAACCAGUGUUUCAGAUCAUAUAUCACUGUGUUUAGUACAACAUUGCUGGUUUCUUUUAAUUUUGAGAAAAAUACGUUCCUUUUUAUAUGCUUUUCACUGGAUCAAAUGAAGUGAAACAGGCAUUUAAAGCCUUCAAACUCCCCCUAAUAAAGUUUCCUAUAUAGUUUUAA